Molecule: messenger RNA, 1272 nt
Organism: Rattus rattus (black rat)
Lineage: Eukaryota; Metazoa; Chordata; Mammalia; Rodentia; Muridae
Gene: Gfer
Product: growth factor, augmenter of liver regeneration
Exons: 3
Coding region: 125-721 (198 amino acids)
Biological process (GO): liver development
Cellular component (GO): mitochondrion
Molecular function (GO): flavin adenine dinucleotide binding; flavin-dependent sulfhydryl oxidase activity
Source: RefSeq, a predicted model, not a curated record
CAGCCUGAGUCGGGCCCCGGGCUGCCUUUCCCGCUCCUGCCGCCGCGCGCUGGCGGUGGCAUGCGCGCUGCUCUGUCCCGUCUCCUGCACGCCCUCUUGGCCCCGCUGCUCGUACGCCAGCAAUAUGGCGGCGCCCAGCGAACCCUCAGGUUUCCCUCGCGGCAGUCGCUUCUCCUUCCUGCCGGGCGGCGCGCACUCCGAGAUGACCGACGACCUGGUGACUGACGCGCGGGGCCGCGGCGCAAGGCAUAGAAAAGACAACGCCCCUGCCGCGGCCCCGGCGCCGAAAGGUUUGGAGCACGGGAAGCGACCGUGCCGGGCCUGCGUGGACUUCAAGUCGUGGAUGCGGACCCAGCAGAAGCGGGACAUCAAGUUUAGGGAGGAUUGUCCACAGGAUCGGGAAGAAUUGGGUCGAAACACCUGGGCUUUCCUUCAUACGCUGGCCGCCUAUUACCCGGACAUGCCCACGCCAGAACAACAGCAGGAUAUGGCCCAGUUCAUACAUAUAUUUUCCAAGUUUUACCCCUGUGAGGAGUGUGCGGAAGACAUAAGGAAGAGGAUAGACAGGAGCCAGCCAGACACAAGCACUCGAGUGUCCUUCAGCCAGUGGCUGUGCCGCCUUCACAAUGAAGUGAACCGGAAGCUGGGCAAGCCUGAUUUUGACUGCUCAAGAGUUGAUGAGCGAUGGCGUGACGGCUGGAAGGACGGCUCCUGUGACUAAGGAUUACCACAGACCGUGCGGGGCAUCUAGCCGGGUUCUAUGGGCAACAGCCUGACUGACGAUUAAAGUGCAUCUGAGCCAAAGCUUGUUUCUGUGGUGGGGGAGGGAUCCCUAGAACACUGCCUAUGGGAACCCUACCCACAGACUCAGAAACGGAGGUGCCUACUAUAGACAGUUGGGUGGCCUCCUCAGGUCUUAAAGCCCCAUGGGACUGAAGAUGAGAGGCAGGAGUGGUCCAGGGCGCCCCAUACCCCUUAUGAUACCCAUUAUACAUUUGGGACAUAGUUGCCUCAAAGGAAGGUGGGCUAGACCAUUGCCUUCCUACUACAUAGCCCCAGCUGCCUACAGAACUGUGACCCUGGCAACUCUGCCAUUUCAAAAUUGAAGCAGGGUUCCAGCUCUAGUUGGGUUUUUCUCUUAGGGUAAACCAACCAUGGUGCCCACUGUCAGCCUGGCACAUGGUCUUCUGCAGCCAGGACAAACAUGUCAGCAGAGGAUCCUGGGAAGGGCUUCCUUAGCGUUUGAGACCAAAAUAAAAUGAAGUGACUUAA